GUGGAAGGAAAACAAACAAAAGAUAUUGAAGAAGACUGCACUUUGAAUGCUCAUUAAUCGCAAAAACUUAUGGCAGACCAACUGAGAUGUCAUCUGCUUCAACGGCUUCUGCAUAAAAUACAAAGUGGAUUCAGCACAACACCACUGAAUCUUGAUUACCUGGAGUUUUUAUGUCGCCAGGAGCUGUACAUCCUGGACACUCUAUCCAAUUAUGUACAGAUACCUGCUGUCAUCACAGAGGCUUUGCAAGAGCUGUUUGACCUUGUGAAGAAAAAGCUGGAAUGUCCAGCUUCAUUUGUCACAUUUGAAGUCCACGGCACCACCGGGCGACCAAAACUCUUUGUUGAAGAACAGCGCCUAGCAGAAAUGCUACAUGCUCGACUACCUGUGCCAUGCAUAGCCAGGCUCAUGGGUGUUUCCAGAAGCACAAUCUUCAGAAGAAUGCAAGAAUAUGAGAUGUCCGUCAAAGAUAUGUAUAGUUCCCUCACGGAUGAUGAACUUGACAGUUUGGUUGCCUCCAUCAAGAAUGAUUUACCAAAUGCUGGCUACAGGAUGGUCAGAGGAAGACUUGAGUCUAUGGGGCACAGGGUUCAGUGGAGAAGAGUCGCAGCCUCCAUGCAUAAGGUUGACUCCAUUGGUGUUAUGUCCAGGCUGUCAAGUCUUGGCUGUGUUGUACGCAGAGAAUACUCUGUACCAGGGCCCUUAUCUCUGGUACAUGUAGACACAAACCACAAGUUGAUCAGGUACAACAUUGUGAUAUUUGGAGGAGUGGAUGGCUUCUCCAGAAAGGUUUUGUACCUGAAUGCAGCCACAAACAACCGUGCUUCAACAGCAUUUCAGUUCUUUCUAGAGGCAACUAGGCAACAUGGUUUACCCUCAAGGGUAAGAGCAGACCAGGGGCGUUGA
This is a messenger RNA of Melanotaenia boesemani (Boeseman's rainbowfish), 906 nucleotides long. RefSeq lists its product as uncharacterized. The coding region runs from base 70 to 906 and encodes 278 amino acids. Gene Ontology annotation, biological process: DNA integration. The record is from RefSeq and is a predicted model, not a curated record. The transcript is spliced from 5 exons. Lineage: Eukaryota; Metazoa; Chordata; Actinopteri; Atheriniformes; Melanotaeniidae.